AUGCCGUCAAAACCACGCAUAGAUAGGAUUAAGAUAUGUUAUACGGCAGCGAUGCAUUUAAACUAUGGAUGGCGUAUAAGUGGCUAUCCUUCUACACCGUUCAAUAACGGUGUAACUAAAUAUAUCCCACAGCUGCAUCGGAUUACUGUUCGAUUUUGCCGCAAGAAUGAAUGCAGCUCCGGAGUAAGGCACUUUAUCAGCAGUGGAUUGUUGUCUCAGUUCGCAUCACAAAAUCCUUCCGUGGUCGUUUACGUGCAGCCUGUCAGGCAAAAUAUUCCAACGCUAAGAGCGGAGUAUGGAAAUGGACGCAUAAUUCAGAUUGUUUUGAAGAAUUUCGAUGCGGAGCAGGUAGGAAGACACCUCAAUCUACUGCGAACUCGAAGUGGUCUUCCUGUAGUUGAUCUAGUUUCACGACAGUCUGCCCAAAUCGCUUCGGUGCAAGGAAUGUGGAAUCCAAUGCUCAAUAUCAGUUCUGAACUGAACAUAUCCAAAUUGUCGGAAAAGAAAUUUUCGCGCCAUCGCACUUCUGUGUUAUCAGCUACGGAAUAUGUAUCGUCGCUAGUUGAUGAAAACAUUAGUGAUUCACGCUGA
This is a messenger RNA of Cercopithifilaria johnstoni, 591 nucleotides long. The record is from the annotation of a GenBank genome assembly. NCBI's taxonomy places the organism in Eukaryota, Metazoa, Nematoda, Chromadorea, Rhabditida, Onchocercidae.